Messenger RNA from Megalopta genalis, 8646 nucleotides. RefSeq names its product serine/threonine-protein kinase nemo (gene nmo). Gene Ontology annotation, biological process: protein phosphorylation. Gene Ontology annotation, molecular function: MAP kinase activity; ATP binding. The record is from RefSeq and is a predicted model, not a curated record. NCBI's taxonomy places the organism in Eukaryota, Metazoa, Arthropoda, Insecta, Hymenoptera, Halictidae.
GCCUUCGUUGCGUGAACACGUGCGUCUCGUUCGUACCGCGACGAUCCCUCCAUCGCGGCUAACGCGCGAGAGACUCCUUUUUUCUCUUUCUCUCCCUCUCUUGUUUCGGUGUGUGCGCGCGCGCGUGUUUUUUUUCUGUGUGUGCGUGCUUCGACAUAUCUGGUACGAGAAGUGGCAGUGUUCUGGGUCGGCCGUAACACCCGGACAGUGAUAAAAGAGAGAGAGAGAGAUCGCACGGUGGUCGGUCGCGAGAACCACCGAAAUUCAUCGUUUCAGGCCCUCCCGCUCUCUCUCUUUCUUUCUUUCUGUCUCUCCCCCGUGGCCUCCGCAAAAGCCGGAAUACAUCGUCGCAGGCCAUCGAGGACUCCGCCGAGCCUUUCCAGAGUGUGUUCCUCCCGUGGCCGCCGUCGUCGUUCCUUUCUCUGUUUUCUUCUCGCGCCCUGCGCCGUGUCUUUCUUACGGACAAGCACAUCGGCCCCCGAUCUCUCCCCCCCUCCUCCCUUUCCGCCACCGUCCUAACGCGGAACGGCGAACGUUAUGAGGCCAGCUGAGCGUAACUGACGGCGAAGAGGGAGCGGAACGGCUUAGAGCGUGCGUGUGUCAAACAUAACCUAAGCGCGUUGCUCGUCCGUCGAUGCGGCGACUGCUCGGCGAGAGAGAAACGGGCCGCGUAUCAUCGUCCGACUGAGCCGUGUUCGCGACCUCGUCGAACACACCUUUUCGGCCACGGUCGGGGAACAUUCGGCGGAACCAGCCGCGCGUCAGCGUACGUUUCGCGACGCAUCCGAGGCAGGGGCCGUCGGACACGCAACGCCCCGUCGACGGUGCGACGGAGAGACCGCGCACGAGGAGGAGACAUCGACUGCCGUUUCUCGCCGAGGAUACUAGCGCGUGUACCGCCGUGCGUGGUUAUCGCUAUCGUCGCGCGGCCACGAUAAAGGACGCGAUCAUCACGGUCGCUGCAAGGUUCGAGCGCGGUGUGUCACGGAACCUUCGACCCUCGGGUCCCCGCGACCUCGGACCUUCCCGCCGCGCCGCCUUCAGCGCGGGCCAUUCGAAUCUCGCCGUUCGAGCGUCGCGCGAGACCCCUCCGAUUUCGAACGUGCCGGAAUAAGCCGUCGGAGGCCUUGCGACGGAACUCGACCCGGUCCUGGACGAGCUGUCCAGCCGACCGGAGAACGGUCGAACGAAGGGCAAACGGAAGAAGAAGACGCAGCAGCGGCCCGGAGUUGUGUGUCAGUGUCGUCUUCGGUGAAUCGGUCCCGGUGUCCCGGCCGCGGGGACGACGAACCAAGCAAUCACCGCGGUCUGUGUCCCCGUGGAAAACGAAAGAAAACGAGUGAGCGACACGAGUGACGGAGGAACGCGCGACGGGGAGGCGUGUCUUCGGUUCUUCCUCGGAGAAGCACAGCGACGUCGGCGGUGGCGGUGGCGGUGAAUCAAGGAAAGGGUUGAGAGUGCUGCGGAGGUUGGUCCCCCAGGGAGAGCGGAGGAGAGGCUUUGAUGGCAGUAGUUGGGCCCAGCCGGCACUCGCGGGUGUCCAUGAGCGUGUCGAUGUCGCUGGUGCAGGGGGGCGGGGCGGGAGCAACCGGCGGCGGCGGGACGGCCGGGGCCCACCCGGGCCAAGCGGUCCUGGCCGUGGCGGCCGCGGCCGCGGCUGCGGCCCAGGCACCCCCCACAUACUACCACCCCGCAGCGCCUGCACCCCCGCCGCCGCCGCCAGCCCAGGAUCCCGUUCAGCCCGACAGACCCAUCGGAUACGGAGCAUUCGGCGUUGUUUGGGCGGUCACGGAUCCGAGGGACGGUCGGAGAGUGGCCUUGAAGAAACUGCCGAACGUCUUUCAGAGCCUGGUGAGCAGCAAACGGGUCUUCAGGGAGCUGAAGAUGCUCUGCUUCUUCAAACACGAGAACGUACUUUCGGCCUUGGACAUUUUGCAGCCGCCGCAUCUGGACUUCUUCCAAGAAAUAUACGUGAUCACGGAGCUGCUUCAAAGCGAUCUGCACAAGAUCAUCGUUAGUCCGCAGCAUCUCAGCCCGGACCACAUCAAGGUCUUCCUGUACCAGAUAUUACGAGGUCUGAAGUACCUUCAUUCCGCCCGGAUUUUGCACAGGGACAUCAAGCCGGGAAAUUUAUUAGUGAACAGCAACUGUGUACUUAAGAUCUGCGACUUCGGACUGGCCCGAGUGGAGGAAACGGACCAGAACAGGCCCAUGACCCAGGAAGUGGUGACGCAGUAUUAUCGCGCGCCGGAAAUCCUGAUGGGAGCGCGAUACUACACGGACGCCGUGGACGUUUGGAGCGUCGGCUGUAUUUUCGGCGAACUCCUUCGCCGGAGGAUCCUCUUCCAGGCACAGAGUCCCGUGCAACAGCUGGAGCUGAUCACGGAAUUGCUGGGCACGCCGAGCCCCGAGGACAUGAGGUACGCGUGCGAGGGUGCGAGAUCCCACAUGCUGAGGCGUGCACCGAAGCCGCCCUCGCUGACGGCCCUCUACACCCUCAGCAGCCAGGCGACGCACGAGGCCGUCCAUUUGCUCUGCCAGAUGCUAGUCUUCGAUCCCGACAAGAGGAUCACCGUGGUGGACGCCCUGGCGCAUCCUUACCUCGACGAAGGAAGGCUCAGAUAUCAUUCGUGCAUGUGCACGUGCUGUUACACGACCAGCGGUGGCAUGAGACAGUACACCGGUGACUUCGAGCCGGACUCCUCUCACCUGUUCAACGAUCUCUGGGAACGGAGACUCACCACCGUGCAGCAAGUGAAAGAGGAAAUGCAUAAAUUUAUAGCGGAACAACUCAAUACAUCGCGCGUGCCGCUCUGCAUAAAUCCGCAGUCCGCGGCGUUCAAGAGCUUCGCAAGCUCCACGGUGGCUCAUCCCUCGGAAUUGCCCCUCUCCUCACCAAUGGGAAUAAAAACCUCGUCCGAAAUCACUAUCACAGCCUACCUGAGAAUAUUCGCGUCACGCGAAGAUGCGAAGAUGCAAACUUAGAGGAUUUCCGACAGCCUGAAGAGCGGGAGGGAGAGUGGGUGGGAGGGAGAGAGAAAGAUAUAUAUAUGUAAUAUAUAUACAUAUAUACACACACAUGGAGAGAGAGGUGAGGUAGAAAGACUGUAGACAGGGAGAGGGAGAGGGAGAGAAAGAGAAAGAGAGUGAGAGAGGGAAAUGUAUUGGUAAAAUGGUAAAGUAUAGAGAAAGAAAGGAAACGGGGAAGAGGGAUAAAGAGAACGAAAGGUGGAGGGGGAAGCGAAGGAGAGGCCCGGAAGUUGGACGACGAGGAAGACGGGGGACCGGAAGAGGAGCCGAAAGGCGAAGAAGCCGCGGAGAGAGAAGAGCCAAGAGAGACAAUAGACUGCUGAGCACUGUAGCCUCAUUUUCGACUAGCCGAUAUAUAUAUACAUAGACGUGUAUGUAUAUAGAUAUCUCUAUACAUAUAUACAUAAAUAUUAUACAUACCGUUGUAUACAUACGAAAGAGAUGGAGGGGGAGCGAGAGGGAGAGAGAAGAGAGAGAGAGAGAGGAAGAGAGGAGUCUUAUUUAGGAAGAAUGGAUGAAGUAGCCAAUUACGAAGAUUCGAAGAGCAGCCGACCUGCAACAGCGGAAGCGCCAGGCGAUCAGAGCUUUCGAGGGUGAUUGCAGCGAGCGAGAGAGAGAGAGAGAGAAAGAGAGCGAGAGAGAGAGAGUGAAAGAGAGAUGCGAGAGAAAGGGAGACCGUGUAGUCUGUAAGAGAGAGCGUCGGAAAGACGGGCCAGUCGUUUAUUAUUUUCCUUUCCAAACUGUUUUUCUUUUUAGAUUUUACACACUUCCUGUAUGUAUAACUUGUACCGAACACACACACGGUCGCGCGGACACAUAACGGCGAGAUCGAUCGAUCCUCACGGGAGAAAGCUGGCCUGAAUCGUUCCUACGUUUCGUCCCCGAGAUCGCGAAAAUCCCGCGAAAGCUUCGAGUCCGGGGAUCGAGAGAGCCUUCUAUUGUGUUCGGGACUGCGAAAUCGAUCGCGGCGAGGUUUGUCCGUGAUCUCUGCGAUCGCGCUGCAACAAGAGGUAAACAGUCCAUUUGUCCAAGAGGAACCGAACGGAUAUGUUCGUUCCUCGUUAGCUGAUUUUCCUUCUGUUUCUUUCCUUUUUUUUUUAAUUCGUUCGUUCGAACGUAGAUUCUUCGUAGCGAUUUUAAGGUAACAUUUAUCGAGAAAGCAAGUGGCGAUCAGAUUCUUUGAACUUGAGUAAAAGAACGGAGCGGUUUUACGAUUCCAUGUUGUCUUAAGAUUUUACGUUUCUAUGCGUAGUUUUCGUUUUUAGCGAAAAUGACUUUGAAGAUGUUCGUUUUUUCUAUCUUGCUAAAUCGAGUCACAUUUUUGCGCCGAUCCUUGGACAGCGCGGGUGGGUGCAGUUUGAUCCGAGGGAGGGGGGAAGUCGUCGAAAUUCUAAUCAAUCGAGGAUCAGCUGGAAUCAUGAUAAACGAAUCGAUCCGUUUAAGAGAACGCGGCAGUAUAUAUUCUGAAGUUUUAUUAACAUUGAGAGAUCUCGCGCUUACCAAUAAAUAGAAGCGGAAAACGUUUACCUUGUCGAAAUAAACCGAUAGAAAAUUGAUCAUCGAUCGACUCGGGGUGAAACGUCCCUGACAGAAAUUAAUCUAACGAUACGGUAUCGGCUCGAACACAGUAAAAGGUCGCGACCGAGACGGGAAGGGAAAGGAAUUCUCGCAGAGUUUAUUUAACGCGGACAUUUCUCUCCCCGUUGCGUCUCGCGACGCGCGGAUCUUCACGAGAGCGCGAAUCGGAACGCGUUUCGAUGUCGACGAAAUUUUGCGUUCGAGAGAGCGUCGAAUCGAUGCGACCGACGACCGGGGAAAACGCGAGAUCGAAUCAGGAGCUAAACGAGAGGCCCCUUGCUCCCAUUUUGCGGCCAGUGUCCCGCGACCCUAGCUUUUACAAUCGGUUCGCGAGCGUUCUUAAUUGGCGCGACCGUUUGGCGACGCGAGACACGACCGAGUCGGUUCGCCCAAGAAAGGAGAAGAAGCUGACCGGAGGAGAUCGAACGGAAGAGAUCUCCGGCGACCUCGAAGCCUCGGCCGACCUGAAACGAGCCCUCGAAAACGCGGCUUGCGCCUUCGACCGGCGUCAUCAAGAACUUGGAAUCCUCGUCCUUCGUCGAAUAAAAUGUAAGAGCCGUUGCUGUACGCGACACGAAUUCUGUCGCGAAGCUUACAUUUUGUUGCUCGGGAGAUUCCGGACCCCGCGCGGAGCUGAAAAGAGGAUUGCUGGGUCCGAUCGGUCGCCAGCGCAAGUAUCCUUGGUCGCAAGAAGUCAAAACGCCGGAGGCUUCUUUCCAGCUGCGAACGGAGAUUUCGUCCCUUCUCGAGAGCCAGGAGGCAAAGAUCGACCGAUCCGACCGUGGUGGAUCCAGCGAUCGAUCGGAUCCUCCGGGACUAGAAUCCGGAUCCUCGAAUCAACGAGGAACGAAUGCUGCGCGGGAGCAAACGGGAGCCGACCAAUCAACAGUUUCUUCCUUCACCAGCCAACCGCUCGCUGCUUCGCGCAUAGAUCGUUCGAUCGGCGGUCGGCUGGCGACCUCGACGGAUCCUCGAUGGAUCCUCGAAGGCGAUCCAAGGACCGAAGCGUCGCUCUCGGAUCGAGAAACCGAGCAAAUGAAAACCGUACGAUCGACGGACGUCCGCGAAGCGUCUCGGUCGACGCCGCGAAUAAUAUUCGACGAACGAAGAGGACCUGGAGCGACGCUUCUUCGUCUUCAUCAUCUCGAAGAAGAUCGUUAUAUUCGCCGUCUUCUUCCCGAGGGAGCCCGAGAAUCGCGCCGAUUCUCGACACUCGCGCUUGGAUCGCGUGAUCUAUUCCAAUGAAAAAUGCACUGCCGACAGAUCGCGACCUGGAAGCGAACGUCCGCUUCGAAUGUAAAGAGAGUGAGAGAGAGAGAGAGAGAGAGAGAGAGAGAGAGAGAAUUGUUCGAAUUGUCCGAUAUCGUCUGUACAUAGCAAGCUUAGCUUCGUUUCUCCGAUCACGAGUCGCGAAAACGAUGCCGCGGCUUCGUUCUCUAUUUAGCGGGAUCGAUCGUUACCGAUCGAAUCGAUCUUUCCCCCAACCCCCCCGCGAGGAUCGACGACGAGGAUCGUUCUGCGCAACGUCGUUCGUCCAUCUUCGAUUUUUACCAGUAGAUCAUAGUUUACGAUUAUAGUAUUCUUACCGCGGGGCUUGAGGACCGUUCUAACAACGCCGAUCUCUAAUUCCAUUAUAAACGCGUCUUUACGUUCUGUACGUGUAACAGGCUCGUUCGUUCCGUUAAAUAUCCUUUUUUCGUCGCAAGUGAGAAAAUCGGCGCGAAAGCCAAAACGUUCAACCGAAAUAUAGACGAUAGUAGAAAAUCUUGGUUCGUAACGAAACAGUUGCUGGAAUAAAAUAAAAUCGAAACCUGGACCGUCCGAUCUCGACGCGGAUCCUCGCGUUACGGAAAAAGACGUUAUUUCCUUCUGUUUUCGAAAUUUCCACGAGCCGCGAUUCAACCGCGAUCUAUUCGCGACGCGACGAAUCGGACCGUUUGUAAAUGUUUGCAAGAGCAAUCGUCGAGCCCCGAUCGAGACGCGUCACGGAGCCGAACGAAGGACGCGCGGCGCCGUUAAUUACGUUCCGAGUGUGAUUUUAGUUUAAGGAACUUAGGUAGCCAGUAGUAGCUCGCGAGAGGACGCCGGGUUCUCCCAGGUGUCGGUCAGCGACUCGAAUCUUCUUUCUUCGUCUUUCCUUUGUACCAUUUCGCGCGACAACGAGACACCGGCUCGUUGUUCUUCGAUCUCGACCGAUCUGUCGGGCUUCGAAGCGUGUCCCUAGUUUAAACGAUACCUUUAUCGAGUACUUUUGUAAGCGACUCGUCGAGCGGAAAAAGACGAAGCCGAUCGGACUUUUCCCUUCUCGGAAUAUCGUGAAGCACUUUCGAAGAUUCGAUCCGAGGACGUCGAGCGGCGAGGAUCGAUCGUUCUCCCGACGCGCGACGAUCGAUCGCGGUGUCCAGGAUCCAAUCGGGAUCCACCCGCGCGCGCAGAUCAUCGAGACUCUUUCGGCGAGAACACCCUUCCGCCUCGAUGUCCUCCGUUGCUUGCUCUUUCACCCUUCGGUCCCGCAGUCGGUUCCUUCAUCGUCUCGGCGUAGUUGACCGCUUCUCCCAUCAUUUGUAAAUAAGUCAUCGAGCGACCACCGUGUACAUAACUUUUAGCAUAUACUCAUGGAGACUCGAGUGCGCGAUUCGCGAAACUCGCGCCGCUACAGUUUCUUCCCUCGUGUCCGAUCGUUCCGGGACGAGGAUUUUGUAAUUUUCGCGCGGCAAACUUCGACGAUCGGUUUUCCUUCCGCUUCGCGAAAAUUCCAAUACCGGUAAAGACUAUCGCCGUGCCUUCCUUCUUUAGCUUCUUUCGAACACUUGAAAUUUUUUAGUCCACGUACACGAUUAUUGUUGUACCGUUUUUCUUAUCGUUCAGAGUUGAAUGCUUGAUAUCCGAUCGAAUCAAUUAUCAAAAUUUCUUAAACGGUCAGAGGCAAAAUCAGAGCUACCUGUACUAAUCUUCUUUCAAGGGGUGACAAUUUUUUUAUUCGUUUACACGAAUGUCUUUGUAUUUUUUAGACACUCGCGUGCGCAUCGUACACGCGAGGAGCAUUCGAUUUUUUAAAAAUCGGAUCAAAGACAUCGUGCGCGUUUUAAUCGUCGAACUUCCAGAUUUUUACGUCGUGAUUCGAGAAACUUUUUUAUUUUUUGAACGGUCCUUCUUCCAUGCUAGAUGUAUCGAUCGGUUCUGCCUUGUAAAUAAGAUCCAAAUUCGACUGUUUCUUUUUCUUUUUUUCCCGAAUGAAAACCGGAACGAUCGUCUGGAACGGGGAUCGUCGAAGUUCCGCGGCCGAUUAUUCGCAGUUUAAUCAAUCCCCGCGGAUUGCGAGGAAUGAAAACGAAGUACGUAGAUAGGAGUGCGUGCAUGUGAGAGAGAAAGGAAGAGAGAGAUAGAGAGAGAAUGAAAGAAAGAGAGAAAUGUAGCGUCGAUGAUCGAUCGAGUACGUGUGAUUAAUGUUUCCUAUUAAAACUGAGAGUAAAAACAAAAGAUCGAGGUAACACGUAGACGAUUACUUAACGCGAGGCGAAACUUGUAAAUACAUAGACUCAUUUGUAGCUGGUCAGUUGGUAAUUUAACGAUGCGCGUACACACUGAGAACGAAAGAGAGAGAAAGAGAGAGAAAAAGAGAGAGAGCGUGUGCGAGUAUACGUGUGUUUGUCCUAUGCGGCGUGUGUAUGCAACGAGAGCUGUUUCUCGAACGGAGAAAGCUAAUGCGAGAAAGAGAGGAAAAAUCGAAAACGUGACGAGCACUUUUGGAGAGGACGCGUACGAGCGUGUGUACGCGAGCAUUUCUUUUUUUCCUUCGACGUACGUUCACGUUUUCGCGAGCGAACGCACUCGCGCGCGCGAAUGCGUCCGCGUGUGCAUGUACGACGGUUUUGUUUGUUCCCGUCGACGUGUACCGACGGGACUGUAAGUGAAUAAUAACUGGAGGCUAGGUGAUAAUGCAUUAAGUCGUGUAAGGUACCUACGUUUAUAGAUAAUGAGUAAUUAAGCGACAAUUAAACAAAAGAGAAAAAAAAAUAAAAAACUCCACGUAUACUC